This is a messenger RNA of Nomascus leucogenys (northern white-cheeked gibbon), 1818 nucleotides long. RefSeq names its product DDRGK domain containing 1 (gene DDRGK1). The record is from RefSeq and is a predicted model, not a curated record. NCBI's taxonomy places the organism in Eukaryota, Metazoa, Chordata, Mammalia, Primates, Hylobatidae.
CAGAGCAGGUGCCAGGAAGGGGGCAUCUGAAUAUUUUCUGCCUGCCCCCCACGAGCCGGAGAAGCGCGAGGCGGCUCCAGGAAACUCCUGAAGUUCUCUCCCUUCCCGCCAAGGAGAGGGCCCACUUUCCCUCCCCAAUCCCUUUCGGAUCAGAAGGCCGUGUCAUUGGCCAGGGCACAGAACAGAUACACUCAUCCUCCCUCUUUCCCCGCAUUUCUGGUCAGCGGGCGGGUUUGUGUAUGUGUCUUCCUGCUGCCUGGGCCCACAAGCUACCUCUGAGCACCUGCGCGCUCCCAGGGUCGGGAGGGCCACGCUGAGGGAAGGCAGAGAGCCAGCAGGUCUUCCUGGGGGAGGCUCGGCCACCGCCGGGAAGUGCACUCUCUGGUUGGGGAGCCAGAUAAAACCACAGGUGGUGUUAGGCGAGAAAUCAGUGGAUUCCUGCAGGGGGUACUCGAUGAGAGCUAGGGACAUCAGGAUAGGGGCCUCCGGACAGGCCAGCUGGAAAGGUGGACCCGGGAGGGGAGAGAAGAGUAUUCACACAGGCCCGAGGGAAGGGCUGAGCCGCUGCCUGGGACCAAGCUGUGGGCCUGGUGUAAAAGGCCUUGCCAGUCAGACUGAGAAGUCGGGGCCUUGUGCUGUGGGCAGCAGGCCGCUAGGCAGAGGAGCCAGCCAAGAGCCACUGCACAAUGAGGAGCUGGCAGGAGCAGGCGGGGUGGCCCAGCCUGGGCCCCUGGAGCCUGAGGAGCCGAGAGCUGGAGGCAGGCCUCGGCGCCGGAGGGACCUGGGCAGCCGCCUACAGGCCCAGCGUCGAGCCCAGCGGGUGGCCUGGGCAGAAGCAGAUGAGAAUGAGGAGGAAGCUGUCAUCCUAGCCCAGGAGGAGGAAGGCGUCGAGAAGCCAGCGGAAACUCACCUGUCAGGGAAAAUUGGAGCUAAGAAACUGCGGAAGCUGGAGGAGAAACAAGCACGAAAGGCCCAGCGUGAGGCAGAGGAGGCUGAACGUGAGGAGCGGAAACGACUCGAGUCCCAGCGCGAAGCUGAGUGGAAGAAGGAGGAGGAGCGGCUUCGCCUGGAGGAGGAGCAGAAGGAGGAGGAGGAGAGGAAGGCCCGCGAGGAGCAGGCCCAGCGGGAGCAUGAGGAGUACCUAAAACUGAAGGAGGCCUUUGUGGUGGAGGAGGAAGGCAUGGGAGAGACCAUGACUGAGGAACAGUCCCAGAGCUUCCUGACAGAGUUCAUCAACUACAUCAAGCAGUCCAAGGUUGUGCUCUUGGAAGACCUGGCUUCCCAGGUGGGCCUACGCACUCAGGACACCAUAAAUCGCAUCCAGGACCUGCUGGCUGAGGGGACUAUAACAGGUGUGAUUGACGACCGGGGCAAGUUCAUCUACAUAACCCCAGAGGAACUGGCCGCCGUGGCCAACUUCAUCCGACAGCGGGGCCGGGUGUCCAUCGCCGAGCUUGCCCAAGCCAGCAACUCCCUCAUCGCCUGGGGCCGGGAGACCCCUGCCCAAGCCCCAGCCUGACCCCAGUCCUUCCCUCUUGGACUCAGAGUUGGUGUGGCAUACCUGGCUAUACAUCUUCAUCCCUCCCCACCAUCCUGGGGAAGUGACAGAGUGUGGCCAGGCAGUUAUAGAUUAAAGACCUGUGAGUACUGCUGAGCUUGGUGUGGCUUAGUCUGGCAGAAGGCCUGGCCUAGGAUCCUAGAUGAGCAGGUGAAAUUUAGGCUUCAGAAUAUAUCUGAGAGGUGGGGAGGGUCCCUUGGAAGCUGGUGAAGUCCUAUUCUUUUUAUGAAUCCAUUCAUUCAAGAAAAUAGCCUGUUGCA